AAUCAGAAAAUUUUAUCAGCUUCAUCUAUAGUUAGAACCGCCAUGUUUUUUAAUCGUGCAGCUACUGCUCCUUUUAAAGACCGCCAUGAUGCUGGGCAAAAAUUGGCUGAAGCUUUAAAGAAUUUUAAAUCUCAAAGGGACAAAGUUGUGGUUCUAGCAUUGCCGAGAGGAGGUGUGCCUGUUGCUUUUGAAGUUCGUAAAAUCGGUGCUCCAGGACAUGAAGAAUAUGGAAUAGGUGCUGUAGUUGAAGGGAAUCCUCCAGAAUUGGUUAUGAAUGAAGAUGCUGUUAAAUACACUCAACCUCCAGAGGGAUAUGUUCAAGCAAUGAUGGAAAAGCAAUUAAAGGAAAUUGCACGCCAAAGAAAUCGUUAUUUGGGUGAUCGACCUCCUCUUUCACUUGCCGGCAAAAUCGCAAUUGUUGUUGAUGAUGGAAUAGCUACAGGAGGGACAGCAAGAGUAGCAAUGAAAGCCCUACGUCAAAAGAAUGUUGCAAAGGCAUUGUUGGCAUCCCCUUUAGCUCCUUCUGAUACACUUGCCGAACUUCGUGCAGAAGGCAAUGAAGUACUUGUUCUUGAAACCCCUCCAAAUUUUUCUGCUGUUGGACUUCAUUAUACAAAAUUUGACCAGACUAGUGAUGAGGAAGUAAUUGAUUGCUUGGAAAAAUCGAGGGAAUGGUUGCCAAAAAGUAAUGAUUUAAAGAAUUAA
Molecule: messenger RNA, 705 nt
Organism: Meloidogyne enterolobii
Lineage: Eukaryota; Metazoa; Nematoda; Chromadorea; Rhabditida; Meloidogynidae
Source: the annotation of a GenBank genome assembly